Lepisosteus oculatus (spotted gar) is the source of this 2012-nucleotide messenger RNA. RefSeq names its product leukocyte cell-derived chemotaxin-2-like. NCBI's taxonomy places the organism in Eukaryota, Metazoa, Chordata, Actinopteri, Semionotiformes, Lepisosteidae. The record is from RefSeq and is a predicted model, not a curated record.
CACACAGAAGAAUAUCCUACUGCCAGCACUUCAUUUGUGACUUGAGCAGUGAUUAAACAGCAGUCUCUUUGUGCCACCCUGAGAGUGCAGCUAGAAUCGAAUGGAUUGCAUCCAAUAAAGAAAAGGGGAGAAUGUCAGUAAAGACACCUUUUAUCUCAGUGGUUCUUGCAUGUUGGCUCUUGUUAUGUCAUGGUCUUACCACUCCAAAGAGAGAGGCGAAGAAAGUGAAAAGCGAUGUUGCCUGUAGCAGAAUUGGAGGCAUUUGUCAACGUUCCUCAUACGUCUGCGCAGGGAGAUACCUGAAGAGCAAGUGUGCAGGCCCUGCAACCCGUCAGUGCUGUCUGGAAGAUUCUGGGGCAUGGGAUGUUCUAUGUUCUGGUCACCAUUCGAACAGAGUAAGGGGCUGUGACAAAUUUGGCUGUGGACAUUUCAAUUCUAAAAGGGGCAGUCACGUCCACAAGGCUGUGGACAUAGUGUGUGAUGAUUACACAGUUGUCCACGCUCCCUUCACAGGCAUGUUGAGGGGUCGAGUUCAGCCACAUGGGGAUUCCAGCACUAAUGAUGAUGGUGUUGAACUCUCAAACUCAGUGCACUGCGUGAAGAUUUUCAAUAUCCGUCCCAGCCGAUACAAAGGAUUCGUCUCCAAAGGCGAGAGCCUGGGCUACGUGCUCCCUAUGCAGGAAAAGUAUUCUGGGAUCACCUCUCACCUUCAUCUCCAGAUGUGUGACAAAUCUGAUCCUACACCCUACAUUUAAAGUGUAUCGUGCUUUGAAAUAGAAAGUGGGCACGAGUCUACUUUGUUGCUAAAUAUUACUUGACCUUCAAGGCAAUUCCAUUAAACUUUAGUGUCCCGGGAGUAUUUUCCAAUAUAAAAACAAUGAAUAAUAAAUCAUAUUAUUGUAACCGGAUAAUUUCUCCAAGGGAGUAUAUAUGUUGUAGAAGUUCUAUUAUAACCAGUAGAGGGCAGAACGCAUUUUAUUAAUAGUCGUUCAGGUGGGUAGCUGCGUCAGCAUGCGUAGGCUGCAAAGAACAAGUAUAGUCUGUGCAUGGCACUGUCUAUAACGUAGCACUAGAUGGCGACCGUCACCAACAAAAACACAAAUUAUCAUUUACAACGCUCUUAAAAUGCAGUAGGUUGUUUAAGACAAAAUUGGCUCAGAUCAGUCCUGUGUUUAUCUCGGAAUAUAUGCUGUUAAUUUUGAUUUAUAGAUACAUUUGAGGAAAUUCAACAAUAUUUACAGUUAUGCUGACAAAGUAGAACUUUUAUCCUAAUUUUUAAUAGUCUUUUAAUUAAUCUUUGCUGAGGGCUAAUUUUUUCAGGGCCAAGAACAGUUGUAUUGUUCCAGCCAAACUUGGGGGGAACAAAUAUCUGAUUCCUUUUGGCCUGGCUUACAAUCAUCUUUGAACUCUUUUAUUACAAUCACAUGAGCUUUGUACCUAUCUGAUACAAACUCUUGCUUAUCAUCAAUAAGUGUUGCUUUGUCCAUUUUCACUGUUGUGCUGCAUUUUUCAGGUUAUGUGAUAGCCAGACUGCUGAUCUUUCACAUAAAUAUUUUUCAUUCACUAUGCAUACACUACAAGUUAUAUGCUUUACAGCUACUUUCAUAUAAAUCAAAGAUUAUAUAAGCCAAUUGCCAGGGCCCUGGCCAAAGUGUCUGCAGGCUUUCAUUAAAUCUUGAAAGUAAAUGAACUAAAACAUCCAGGGACUGGUACACUUAACAGAUUCUCUCAGUUCUUCAAGUACUGCUUUAAAGACACCUAGAAAACCUGCAGACUCACUUGCUCUUCAGGACCAGGACUGGAUGCCCUGCAUUCAUAUUUUAAUUACUUUACAAAGUGAACAUGCUUUCAUGUUGUUUGUGGCUUUUUUAAAUCAUACUAGGUACUGCAAAUGUUUUAAAUGAAUUAAAUUUAGGAUCGAUUUCAACCUUGUGUAGAGAUCAUUUUCCUUUUUCCCAUUUAUUAUAUACUCUUAGACUCUUGUUCAUUACAAAUAAAAUAUAACAAAUAUA